Carassius gibelio (silver crucian carp) is the source of this 2215-nucleotide messenger RNA. RefSeq names its product tyrosine-protein kinase STYK1-like. The transcript is spliced from 10 exons. Gene Ontology annotation, biological process: protein phosphorylation; multicellular organism development; cell surface receptor protein tyrosine kinase signaling pathway. Gene Ontology annotation, cellular component: signaling receptor complex. The record is from RefSeq and is a predicted model, not a curated record. Gene Ontology annotation, molecular function: transmembrane receptor protein tyrosine kinase activity; ATP binding. Lineage: Eukaryota; Metazoa; Chordata; Actinopteri; Cypriniformes; Cyprinidae. The coding region runs from base 144 to 1451 and encodes 435 amino acids.
AAGAAGUUGAGUCUUUGAGAAUACAGCAAAAACACCAGUUUUCAAACUGUGAACAGAAACAAAACAGCCACUGACAAAAGAAGAUGACCAAGUUUGGAAAAUGAGAAACAGUUCCAUCAUUCUUCGCACACAGAGAUGACAUUAUGUCUAAUUCAAAUAACGCAACAAAUCUAUGUGUACCAGGCAGUCUUUGUGAGGUGCUUGUCUAUGAAGUCGAACUGAUCGUCAUUCCGGUGCUGUUUCUCUUGGCUUUUCUGGUCACGCUGAUCAUUUUGCUGGUGCUCAAAUGCACCUAUAAGCCGUCACAUCUUUAUGGACACCACAGAAAUGAAAAAGAUGACACACAACACCAUCGUAACUCACACAGACACCGUAACAGCAACAGACAGCACCUGCAAGGCAUUGACGCUCCAGCAGAGCUGAACCCAUUGGAACAUGAGGUUAUUCCCAUGACAGCCCAAUCUCAGCAUGACAUGCAGAAUUCUAGCCCUGCAGUCCCUCAGCAAACCACCGGGAGGCAUCCGGACCUCUUUCAGCUGGUCUCUCCACUUCCUCUCACAUUCUCAGUAAAACCAGACAACACCUUCACAUUGCACAGAGCUGUCAUGGACAGACAGCCAGUCGUUUUACGAGUGCUUAAAGAAUCAGCCAAUGCCAAAGAGCGCCAGUCCUUUCUGGGGUUUGCCCACUUCCUUUCAGAGUUGGGACUGCAUCCAUCGUUGCCCAGAUUGCUGGGGGUUGUGUCUGUGCAGACACCGUUGAUGAUUGCUGUAGAGGAGCUGGAACACCGUGACCUGCUGAGCUUCCUGUGGAGGUGCAGACAGGACCACACAGGUCGGGAGGCACCGUGUGACAUGACUGAAAGACGAAUCUUUACCAUGGGCGCUCAGAUUGCAUCUGCUCUGGAGUAUCUGCAUAGUAAGAACUACAUCCAUGGCAAUGUCAAGGCUCGAAGCGUCUUGGUUGGUCGGGACCUGUCGGUCAAACUGUGGGGUUUGGGUCCAGCAUACCGCAGAAAAACGAGUGCAGCCUCUAUGGAUGUAGAAGAUACAGAAAUGAGAAAAUGGCAAGCUCCAGAAGCAUUAGCACGGCAACCUCUCCAGCAAAGCAGCGACAUAUGGUCCUUUGGCAUUUUGCUGUAUGAGAUGGUGACAUUAGGAGAUCCACCCUUUCCCAACAUCAUGGCUGGCGAACUUCUGCAGCAUUUACAGAGAGUGAACACACUAAAGAGACCACCCAACUGCUCUAAUACACUAUAUUCUAUCAUCAAAUCCUGCUGUCAGUGGAAACCAAAGGAUCGAAUCUCAUUGGCUGAGCUGAACAGAAAGCUCCAAUCAGGAGAGAGAAGCGCCAAUGAACAGGCAGUGCUGCGAGUGUCUGAGCCGGUGAACAUGGAGAAAUACAUACGGGAGGCGGGCUAUGGAGAAUCAUACAAUUAUGCUGUGCUAUAAUGAUCCCUUUGAUCAAACCCAAGACUCACCAAAAGAGCUGCGGACUAGCUAUGAAUAAAUAAAUGAACCGUCAAGGUUUGAGAUUAGCACUUUCGAAGGAUUAUAGAGAGCCACUGCUUGUUACAGACAGUGACAUCACUCUAUCACAUAUAAGAAGCACAUUAUCUCGUCAAGCAAGCAGGUGCUAUUAUGAAUCAGGACUUUAGAUUGAGGAUAAAGGAUAAAAAAGGGCAAUUGCAACACAAAUGAGAACGAGGGGAUGCUAUGUAAAACAGAGUAAGAUUGUGUCAUACACAUAUAUGAAAUAUGCAGUCAAUAGGCAAAAGCUAUAAUGUAAACGUAUAUGAAACAACAACAACAACAACAACAACACACACACACACACACACACACACAGUUUAGUAAUAAUUUAGGUAAUGUGGUUUAACUUAUCAUUAUUUAUUUAGGUUGGAAUUGUUCACUGCUACGGCUAAUUCAAAUGGUAUAAUUAAAAAUUAUAUUAUUGAUAUAUUUAUUGGUAACUGGAAAGUCUACUGUAUUAUAAAGUACACUAUUUAUUCAUGGAAAUGUACUUUUUUUGUCAGUUUAGUCAUCGUUAGUGCAAUUGUAAAUAAUAAUGGUCACCUGACUUUUUCAAAAUUAGGCCUACUUUUAAAUAUUUAGUUUCCCACUUACACCUUCAAGUCUGCGGUGUUGGCCCGUUAGGGAAACUGAAGUACGUAAGGUUUUAUAGUAAUCCUUCAAUAAAAAUGAUUUCAUCUGUA